ACCAAACCCGAGCUCUGAGCCCUCCCACAAUAAAAUCCUCUGGGAUCAAGGUUUCCUCCGAUUGGUCGGGGAUGCUGCGAUGGGGGGGCGAGAACAAUAGCAUCAUUCCGGCAUAAAAAGAGUGGAGCUAUGCCUUGGAGACGAAAACAUUUCAGCAACAGAAGGAUCGAUAUACCGGGGAGAUAAAGUCCCGUCAGCUUCUAGUGUUGCCAUAUUUUUAACCAACCUGGAUACUCCAGACUUCACCCGCCUCCCCGAAGUGCCUUUCCGCUGCGACUCGCCAAGAUGCCCAAAGGAUUCCUGGUAAAAAGAAACAAGAAAUCUGCACAUGUUUCCUACAGGACCCGGUCAGACGAGGAUGACCUCCAGGAGCCUCCCACCCCAGCUGCCUUGCCGAGUCAGACGGACCCCUCCCCGCCGAUGUCCGUGGCGUCCAGUCCGGACCGCGCCUCAGCAUCACCGGAUUUCGGCGCAGCUGACGCGCCGGUGCCAAGGCUGGAGAAGCCGGCGCAGUUCGGCAACCCAGAAGCGGUGUGCCAAGCCCUGUACAGCCCCACCCGGCCCAUCAGCAAGGAGCACGACAGGGGAUAUUUCGAGCGAAGUUUCAAUCUGGGCUCUCCGAUUUCUGCUGAGUCAUUCCCAACACCCGCCUCCCUCUCCGGCUUGGACCAUCUCCUGUACGCUCCGGUCGACCUGAAGAUCGGCACCAGCAACAGCAGCCGGAGCGGCACCACCACGACCAGCAGCAGCAGCAGCAGCAGCAACAAUAAUAUCAACAUCAUCAACAACAACAACAACCACAACAGCCACAGCCACAGCCACAGCCUCCCGGGACCGAGCCGGGUCAGCACCAAGCGACCCGCCACCGACGGAGCAGAGCGCAAAUCCAAACCCGCGUCCAAGAAACCCAAAGCCAUUAGAAAACUCAACUUUGAAGACGAAGUGACGACUUCUCCGGUGCUCGGUCUGAAAAUCAAAGAGGGGCCGGUGGAGGUGAAGCCGCGCGCGCAGACAUCCGGAGGGAACAAGCCUUUGGGGGAGUUUGUGUGUCAGCUGUGCAAGGAGGCGUACGCGGACCCCUUCUCCCUGGCCCAGCACAAGUGCUCCCGCAUCGUGAGGGUCGAGUACCGCUGUCCCGAGUGCGACAAGAUGUUCAGCUGCCCGGCGAACCUCGCCUCCCACCGCCGCUGGCACAAGCCGCGGGCGACCGGCGCGCCCGCCGUGCCCGCGGCGCAGGGCAUCAAGCCCGACAUGGCCAAACUGCCCCCGCUGGGCGUCAAGGCGCUCACCGACGAAGCCAAAGACACGAGCGACAGAGACACCCCGAGUCCCGGGCUGUCCGAGUCGGGCUCUGAGGACGGCUCCUACGACUGCCAGUUCUGCGGGAAGAGGUUCAAGCGCCAGGCGUACCUGAGAAAACACAUCAUGGGACACCAGGCCCUGCAGAAGAAAGUGCUGGAGGAGCACGGGUUUCAAACCAGCGACCGCGGGGCAGAGCAGGCUCCGGCGUCGAUCUCCUCCUCCUCCUCCUCCUCCUCCUCCACCACCACCUCAGCAUCCUCCUCCUCCUCCUCCUCUUCCUCUUCCUCAGAGGAAGCCUCAAACCAAAGCCCCCUCAACCUGAGCCCGGUGGACCGCCUGCUGUGCCCGGUGUGCGGGGAGAGCUUCACCAGCAGGGCCGGCCAGGAGAGACACCUGCGCCUCAUGCACUCCUCCCAGAUCUACCCGUGCAAAUACUGCCCCGCCACUCUCUACAGCUCGCCGGGACUCACCAGGCACAUAAACAAGUGCCACCCCUCUGAGAACAGGCAGGUGAUCCUGCUCCAAAUGCCGGUGCGCCCCGCCUGCUGAAGACAACUCGUGCCUUUGAUGGAGGAGGGGGGAGAAAAGAAGAAUAAAAAAAAAAAAGAAGAGAAAAGAAAGAAGAAACAAAAAAAAAGUGUCUUUGGGGUUUAAAAAAAACAAAGAGUUUGUGAUGCUCACUGCCAUAACUUUAGGCCAAUGAAGGCAGUGCGGUUUGAUGUUUAAGUGGUGUCUUUUCAUGCCAAUCAGUGAUUGUUGAGCGCUUCUCUCUAUAUUUGAACUACAUAUAGGCCUAUUUUGAGAUUUUUCUUUCUCAAAUUAGUUUAUCAAGUGGAAAAAAAAAAAGAAGAAGAAGAAGAAGAAGAAUACAAAGCGUUAGUUUGACUGUUAAAAGGGUAUUUUUCUAGUACAGCACAUGCUCAAUGAUAGCUUCUAGACCUAAGAAAUGUCUUAAAAAUCUCAGAAAUCCUUCGGCCCAGCCAAGUCCUGACUCCUCUGUCACUGCAGCUUUAGUUUGUGAAGGACAGAACUCAUCCAACUUUGUCUUGGUAGGGAGAGAAAAGAAAAGGAAAAAAAAAAGGUGACUGAAGAUUUCCCUGUUAAGUAGAACCACAAAUGCCUUUAGUAUACAGAUAAGCCUAGUCCGAAAUAGCCUACACACACACACACACACACACACCCAAAUCCUGCUGUAUAACUGCCUUAAAUGAGUCAACAUAGAUUGUUUUAAUUUUUCAUGCUGGCACAUAUUUUAUUAUUAUUAUUAUUAUUAUUAUUAUUAUUAUUAUUGACGAUCGUUGCAAUAUUUUUCAUCAUAUGUUUAUUUAUUUAUUUAUUCUAAUUAUUUUAUGUAACUUAUUGUUGUGUUUGUUGUGACUUUUUCUGUGAAUCGUUCUGGCAGUUUACAUGUCGUAUAGCCAAAAUGUUUUUCAUUUCUUUAAAAAAAUUUUUUUUCCUCCCCUUUUUUUGGGUUAAAAAUUCAUGAGUUGUGAUAAAUGUCGUGGGUCGGGUCUUAAAUCUUCAAUCUCCACAGCUCUUGUUUAAAAAAAA
Molecule: messenger RNA, 2853 nt
Organism: Salarias fasciatus (jewelled blenny)
Lineage: Eukaryota; Metazoa; Chordata; Actinopteri; Blenniiformes; Blenniidae
Gene: insm1b
Product: insulinoma-associated 1b
Exons: 1
Coding region: 286-1851 (521 amino acids)
Biological process (GO): negative regulation of transcription by RNA polymerase II; regulation of cell cycle process; neuron differentiation
Cellular component (GO): nucleus; transcription repressor complex
Molecular function (GO): DNA-binding transcription repressor activity, RNA polymerase II-specific; RNA polymerase II cis-regulatory region sequence-specific DNA binding
Source: RefSeq, a predicted model, not a curated record